Molecule: messenger RNA, 1573 nt
Organism: Manihot esculenta (cassava)
Lineage: Eukaryota; Viridiplantae; Streptophyta; Magnoliopsida; Malpighiales; Euphorbiaceae
Exons: 8
Coding region: 455-1255 (266 amino acids)
Biological process (GO): protein ubiquitination
Cellular component (GO): membrane
Molecular function (GO): zinc ion binding; ubiquitin-protein transferase activity
Source: RefSeq, a predicted model, not a curated record
GGUGGAAUCAUAGCGGUGGGGUUUUGCCGCUGGAAUCUCUUUUACUUUUUCUUCUGUGUUGAGUCUUACACAAAACAAAGGCUCUUUCGCUAUCAGUUGCUUUCUUUCUUUAGUCCCAUAUGUAUAUAUAGCACCCAAAAGACACCCUGCGAGGCAAGUGAGGAUAUGUUUUUCUAAGCUACGAGAUUUUAUCACAAAGGAUAAAGAAAGAAAACUGUAUGUAUAUAUGGGUUGUGCCGAGUUUUUGGCUUGUGAUUUGAGUUCCUUCACUCAAUCUUUUGCUUCAUCUCAAAACAGAGAUAAAGAAAAGACAAAGAGGUUUUCUUAGCUGCAAGAAAAUUCCAAACUUUUAUUGUGCUUUACUGAAGAACAAAGGCUUGGUCUUUGGCUUGGAUUUAUUGGAAUUCUAAUUGGAGAUAGUCAAAUUAAUCCUUGGUUUUCUGUGAAUUUGCUGAUGGGAGAUCAUUUUGUCUUGUUGGUGGAUCGAUUGCUGACGGAAUCUACAUUGGAAGCUGCAAUUGAGAGCAGAAACCGCUUGAUGCAGGCAACAGCAUCAACAGCAAAUGAAACAAAAAUUGUUAUAUCUUCCCAGAAAGUGGAUUCUAGAGAUGAUUCCUCUCCCAAGAAAAUAGUGGAGUGCAGGAUAUGCCAGGACGAGGAUGAAGAUUGCAAUAUGGAGACACCUUGCUCUUGUUGUGGGAGCCUGAAGUAUGCUCAUCGCAGAUGUGUUCAGAGAUGGUGUAAUGAGAAGGGUAACACCAUAUGUGAGAUAUGCCAUCAGCACUUCACACCUGGUUACACAGCUCCACCACCUCUGUUUCAAAUUGGACGUAUUCCAAUGAACCUCAGGGGAAAUUGGCAGACUUCUGGAAGAGAUUUGCAUGGUCCCCAGUUUAUAGCAAUGGUUUCAACUGACCGAAAUUUCCUUAAUCCCGAGUAUGAAGAAUAUUCGGCUUCAACAAGAAACUCAAACUGCUGUCGCUCAGUUGCUAUAGCUUUUAUGGUUCUUUUGAUUCUACGGCAUACUCUUCCAGUCAUCCUUAGGACCAAUGAAGUUUCCUUCCCAUUGCUUAUGUUGUUAUUUCUACGAAUUGCUGGGAUUCUUCUUCCAGUAUAUGUUAUCAUGAGAGCAGUAACUGCUCUCCAGCGUCGCCUCCAUCAACAGGAUCCCCCAAGUUUGUCUUUCAGUACACCCGAAGAAGAAGCCGAGCAUUCAACCUUGCAGGCUCAGCAGCAUAUAGGCAAUGUUCCUUAGCUAAUUCCAAAAUAAAACAUUGUCAUGAGCAGCAUCUGCCCAUUUGUUCAGUCAGUUUUGUGUUUCAUGGUAUACGAAGAUGGCUUCAUUAUCAGAUUUCAAAAGAAAGACCAGAAGUAUAACUUCCAUGGUGAUUCUCUCAAUGGUCAAAGUUCAAUUGGGUUGUGGUUUCUGAAAGAAAGUCAUAGCUUCUCAAACAGCUCUGAGAUGAGAGGCAGCAGUUAGCCUGGAAAUAUUUAGGUAGUAAGUGUCAGCAUAUUCAUCACGCUACCUCCUUCUACAGUGCAACAUUCAAAAUGCCAUUAUAUCAUUAAUCUC